Molecule: messenger RNA, 2651 nt
Organism: Argentina anserina (silverweed cinquefoil)
Lineage: Eukaryota; Viridiplantae; Streptophyta; Magnoliopsida; Rosales; Rosaceae
Exons: 3
Coding region: 42-2471 (809 amino acids)
Source: RefSeq, a predicted model, not a curated record
CUCUCUCUCUCUCUUCCUGAAACCCUAAACUCACCACCACCAUGGAAACAGAAAACGACGACACUUCUUCAUGCCGUUCUUCAACAAAUUGGUCCGUCGCCGGCGGCGCUCUGGAAAACCGCGUCACUUUCGAGUCCUCCUUGUCUCCGAUCGACGGCGAGUCUCCGAAUUGUACUACCGGAUCCUCCAUCAUUCUACGCCCUCCGUCACCGGAUUCCGGACCCUGCGAGAUCACUAUUAAUUUUACACAAAAACAUGAGGUUCAGCAGAUUUAUGUUCGGAGUACUGCCCGAGUCUAUGAGAUUUACUAUGCACCUGAUUUACAGAGUGAGAACGAAUAUCUAUGUACUGUUCGCUGCGGAAUUGCUGCCAGAGAUGAGGAAGUUCAUUCCGCAAAUUCAAAUGGGUCUCUUAAGGAGGUAUCUGAAGAAAACGUAAGAGAUGCCAAUAACUUGAGCACCAGUGAAGAUGACUGGGUUGAAGUGAAAGUCCCAGAUAAUCGUGUGCUUGAUAAAAAAAUUAGUUCUUCGCUAUCAAAGUCUGGUUCUGAACAGGCCUUUUAUGAAGCCACAGCACAGAUGAGUGAUGUAAAUCCUUGUAUAUCCUUAACACUUCGUCUACUGUCACUUGAGAGGAAGGAUUGCGUUUAUGUUGAUGAGAUUUAUGUGUUUGCUGAUCCUGCUGAUUCAUUGGAUUUGGAAAACCAAGAGAGUACAGUCGAAAACUCAACUGGAAGUUCUCUCAUGGCCAUGUUUAUGCCUACCCUCCUGCAAUUAUCUAAAACGAGGAGUGUUUCCCAAACCCAAGACUCUCAAAUGAUAGGGCCAAAAGCAUCUGAUUCUACCAGUGUUGCAACUGGGAUCCAGACAUAUAUUAGACCCAGCAUUUCUGAUCAUGAAGAAGUGAAAAUGCAGGAUGUGAAUAGGGCUACAAUUGGUAGCACCCCAUCACAGAUCCCUCUAGAGGUACCUGUCACAGAAAGCAAAAUUGAUACUGCAUAUGAUCAUGUUGAAAGGUCUAUGGACCUACUUGUUUCACGAAUGGGCAAAAUAGAGGAUCUAUUAUUGAGGUUUGAAGACAAAAUGGUAAACCCCAUGAGCAACAUUGAGGCAAGGCUUGAGAGGGUCGAGCAGCAAGUUGAAGCACUCAGCAGACAAUCACAUAAUUCUGGUUUGUCAACAUGCUCAAGAUUCUGUGCUCCUUCUUUCUCAUGCAUCGAGUCUGAUUCCAACUCUUUCUACAACAGUAUAAAUGACUGUCCCAGUUGUGAGGCAGUUAUACGAGGUAACAAGGACAGUCAAUCUGAGUCGCUCCCUACCCCACCUUAUCACAUGUCUGAUUCAGUAAAGCCUUCAAAGUUGGUCCCAGGUCUAGUGGUAACUGCUCCUGAAUUUUCAAGUGAUGAUGAGGAUGAAGAAGAUGAAUCAUCAGGCCUAGUAAUAAGUUCUUCAAGGAAUAAACCGAGGGCUGCUCUGACAGUUGAUGAUGCUCUAGCAUCUGCUCUUGCUGGGUUCAUGUCUCUAACUUCUAAUCAGCCUCAAAAGUGUGCCAAACCUUUCUGGGUUAAAGCUCCUGAAUUCUUAAAUGAUGAAGAUGAUAGCCCUGAUACAAAAGCUUCAGUGAGAGGUGAAGAAAGUGGGACAGGGCCAUCCAUGUGCUUUGAUGGAUCUGAUGGGAUACAAAAUGUAAAUGAUUCACUAGUUCAUUCAACCACAGUUUCUUCAUAUACUGAGGAGAAUGUUGAAAUAUCUAGUGAUGAACACUCUGUUAAACCAGACAGCAUUCAUGUGCAGUAUGAGCAUCAUGAGGUUGUUGAAAAAGACCAACCUGAUGGUAAUAGCGGUGAGAAUGAAGUUGAUCAUGGCAUGGAUCGAACUGCUUCUUGUAAGACAACAGAAGAGACUGAGAAUGGAGUAGACAUCACUAAGAUAAGUAACAUUGCCAACCCUGACAAAAAUGGUAGUCCAGAUAGGUUGCCUCAAAAUGGGACUAAUGAAGGAUUUAACAACAAUCAGGAUGAUGCUAAUACAAAGGAGCUGGUUGAGGAGAAUUCUAACAUACAUGCAAAGGAAGUGACAGAAGAGAAUUCUGACAAAGAUGUUUUGAAGAAUAUCCUAGGAUUCUCACGUGCUUCUUCCGAGGUGGAUUUUGGAAUUCCAGUGUUGGAUGUAAAAUUUACUUCUCUUGAUAGUUGCAGUGGCAGUCUUUCUCUUGCAUCCCUUUUGUCUGAAUCGCCGGAAUCAAUGACUGAAGAACCUUAUCUGAGGGAAAGUGAUCAUGCACCUCAGGUUGAUGAGGAGUCUAGCUUGAUUAUAGUGGAAGACGGGGAGCCAGUUGGUCCUGCUAUUGAUGGUAAUGUUUCUGUGGUUAUGGAUUUCUAUAGCGUCGCUGAACCUUUGAGCACAUGGGGUGCGAAUCUGCAGUGUGAAACGUCCAAUAGCCAUGAGACUUUCGCAGCAAGUCUCAUUUGAUAGCUUUGCUGCUAAUAACUUUGUUAGCCUGUACAUAAAUCUGGCUUAGACGAGAAUUGGUUGUGUACUAUGUGUUUUUUUCCCCUGCUUUAGUACUCACAAACCAAUUCAGUGAAAACUGGCAUGUAUUUAGGUGGGCAUUUUGCAGCAUAUUGAUUCUGGGAUUCUUAUCUUCUUGAA